UGUUGAUUUGGUCACACUACGUCGAAUUAAGGCGGGAGUUUCGUGAAAAACAAUGGAUUCGGAAUUGCUGCCACUUAGAAAGCGCAUAACAAACAACUUUAAGCUAUGCGGAUUCUUGAUUCGCUCGGAGAACAGCACCUACCUGGCCGAGCAGUUGCUUCCCUUCGAUGCUGCCGAGCGAGACAAAUGGCUAACGGUGAUAACAGAGAAUCUUCAGGGCCAAAAGCUGGCGACCCCUCAUGUGGAGCGCGCAGCUUUGGAGAAGGCCAUCAACGAACUCAACCGAGUGGGUCUGGACGAGGGAGAGACAGUGUUCGCCCUGAUUGACGCGUUCACAAUUCCACGAUACCGGUACAACAGCCGGGUGAAGAAGUUCGAACUGGAUACCCAGCCACGAAAACUGUUGACAGCUCCCCGCAUGAAAUUCGACUAUAUGCAGCAGCGAUAUGCCAUGCUACUACAAAAGACCCUGCGGCACGAUCUUUUUGCUCCGGCUGUGAUCCAGGACGGGGUGGGCGCCGAGGCUCAGGCCAAGAAGUUCAAGCUGCAGUUCGCCGAGAAUCUACUAGCCACCUCGGCCAUGAAAGAAGCGGUAGUGCUAGGCCUGCUCACGCAGCUCAAGGAGGGAAAGUUCUACGUGGAGGAUCCAACAGGCUGUGUCCAGCUGGAUCUUAGUGGCGCUCGCUUUCAUGCCGGUUUCUUUUGCGAGGGCUGCUUUGUACUGGCCGAGGGCAAAUACUCCAAUGGUGUUUUGAAAGUUGAUGGCUUGGGAUUUCCUCCUGCGGAACCAGCUACAAGUAGUCGGGCGUUCUUUGGCACUGCCAACACCUGGGGUGGAGAAUCUGCCAAGCUGCUAAAGUACUCUCCCCGAUUACAGGAGCUGGAACGAACCAAUACAGAGACCACCAUUGUCUUCCUCUCCGACGUUCGACUGGAUCUGCCCGUAGUCAUGGAGAAACUCCGUCAGCUCUUCGUAGGCUACGAUUCCUGUCCGCCCCAAGCCAUUGUACUCAUGGGACCUUUUACGUCCAGUACCCGCAAUCACCAUGAGCUGCGUCAUCAUUUGGAUGCACUUGGUGGCCUAGCAGCCGGGUGCGAGCAGCUGAAGAAGCAAACAGACCUGAUUCUAGUUCCCUCAUCAGAGGAUCCCACGGCACCAAAUAUUUUGCCCAGGGCUCCUAUACCCGAGUGCCUGGCAGCAGGACUGCUGAAGGCCUGGCCCCGCGCCCAGAUGGCCACGAAUCCCUGCCGACUCCAGUAUUGCACCCAGCAAAUAGUUGUCUGCCGACUUGAUUUGAUGGCCAAGUUCUGCCGAAAUACGUUGCACUUCCCAGAGGACACAGCCCAAAUUGAGCAGCACUUUGCAAGGACGAUUGUUUGCCAGGGUCACUUAGUACCCAUUCAUCCGAUUGCCAUGCCUGUUCAUUGGGACUACGAUCCUGCUUUGUGGCUAUAUCCACUGCCCGACUUGAUUGUUAUGGGCGACUCGUGUCAGAGCUUCAGUAGCGUCCAACAUGGUUGCACUGUUCUCAAUACCGGCUCCUUUGUAAAGUCCAAGUUUGCCUUUAAGGUCUAUAUUCCUGCCACGCGAACGAUUGAGGACUCGGAGAUACCGGACGACAUGGAGUAGUUUAAAUACAAAUAUUUAUAAAGUCAUAAUUUAUUAGAUUAAAAAUUCUCUAAGGA
This is a messenger RNA of Drosophila bipectinata, 1686 nucleotides long. It is a transcript of the gene PolE2, whose product is annotated as DNA polymerase epsilon subunit 2. Gene Ontology annotation, cellular component: epsilon DNA polymerase complex. The record is from RefSeq and is a predicted model, not a curated record. Gene Ontology annotation, biological process: DNA-templated DNA replication; error-prone translesion synthesis. Gene Ontology annotation, molecular function: DNA binding. NCBI's taxonomy places the organism in Eukaryota, Metazoa, Arthropoda, Insecta, Diptera, Drosophilidae.